Molecule: messenger RNA, 675 nt
Organism: Penicillium chermesinum
Lineage: Eukaryota; Fungi; Ascomycota; Eurotiomycetes; Eurotiales; Aspergillaceae
Product: adenylate kinase ADK2
Exons: 3
Coding region: 1-675 (224 amino acids)
Biological process (GO): nucleobase-containing compound metabolic process
Cellular component (GO): cytoplasm; mitochondrion
Molecular function (GO): AMP kinase activity; ATP binding
Source: RefSeq, a predicted model, not a curated record
AUGUCGCACACAACCAAGCAGCUGAAGAAGGCUGCGCGCAUCAUCCUAAUCGGUGCUCCAGGGGUAGGAAAGGGAACACAGUCAGAACGAUUACUGGCGCGCUUUCCACAACUGGCUUCGAUCAGCUCGGGGGACUUGUUGCGAGAGAAUGUGCGCCGCAGGACACCCCUGGGCCUUCAAGCUGAAGAAGCUAUGCAAUCGGGCAAUUUGGUCCCUGACUCGAUGAUUCUGAACCUGAUAUCCUCCGAACUCCAAUCCAAGGGCUGGCUCCCUCCCUCACAGUCUUCCGCCACUCAAAAUCCCCAGACUCCCACAUUAUCACCUCUCGAUACUCUUGUACCUGUGAACUUUGUCGUGCACCUUCUCACUCCUCCAUCCGUAAUUCUUUCCCGGAUCGCAUCGCGCUGGGUCCACGAGCCUUCCGGGCGUGUUUAUAAUACCGAUUUCCACCCACCGAAAGUUCCUGGCAAGGACGAUGUCACAGGCGAGCCACUGACGCAACGAGAGGAUGAUUCCAUUGAUACAUGGAAGCAGCGUUUGAAGAAGUUUGAAGAAACUAGCCGAGCCCUCCUGGACCACUACGACAAACGUGGAUGUUUGUGGCGUGUGGAGGGUAACUCCAGUGACGAAAUUUCUCCCCAAUUAUAUGCGGAAGUCGAGCGGCGGUUCUGCUAG